Purpureocillium takamizusanense is the source of this 3495-nucleotide messenger RNA. RefSeq names its product Chitin synthase. NCBI's taxonomy places the organism in Eukaryota, Fungi, Ascomycota, Sordariomycetes, Hypocreales, Ophiocordycipitaceae. The transcript is spliced from 2 exons. The record is from RefSeq and is a predicted model, not a curated record. Bases 453 to 3407 code for a protein of 984 amino acids. Gene Ontology annotation, molecular function: chitin synthase activity. Gene Ontology annotation, cellular component: cell septum; cell periphery.
GUCCCCCGUCCCGUCUCUUUUAUUGCAUUUUCUAUCUCCCCAAAACCAAACCCAGCCGCACCAUCGCCUCGCCCUCUCCUCUGCCACGACUGUCGCCCUCUUUCCCUCCGCGUCCGCCUCCUCGUCGACCCAGCGGCUGCCGUUCGCUUUGAGGCUGGUAUUUACCUCUGCAUCGUCACCGGGAACUGUUGCCGGAGCUACAGCAUCCUGAGUUUGGACGCUUGGGCGGGACUAGGAAGCCCAACCUCAAAGCUCCUGCCAGCAGAUUUCUUACCAGCAGAGGUGCGACGCCGUCUUUGCACGCGAGCGAGAAAGGGGAAAAUAACCCACCCCAGCCUCCGCAUCAUCGACAACACCACGCUUGCCAGUUGAGCAUUGCUAUCGAACCGCACGCACGCACGCACUGCCCGCGAUUGCCACAAUAGCUCGAGAGAGCACCACGCUUCACCAUCAUGGCGUACCAAGGCCACGGCGGCCAUGGCCAGGGCCAUGAGUACGGCAGUGGCGGACACCCGAUGCAGGACUUGUCUCCCGGUGGAAACUAUCACAUGCCGCCUCAAGAACACGACGAUGAGGCUGGCCGCUACUUGCUUAAUGAGCCCCCUUCACUGGGUUACGAGCACGACCGUCUCGGCGCCGGUACGCCCCCCGACCGCCCUGUCUCCGCGUACAGCCUCACCGAGUCUUAUGCCCCGGGAGCUGCGCAGCACCCCGGAGCUGGCUCGGGCGCGUUGGGUGAGCACGGGGCGUACGGUCAAUUCCCGCAGGACGGCUACCACUACGACCGCCCGGCCUCGACCUUCAAUGAUGAGGAGGACAGCUGGAUGCAGCGACAGCAGCCCGCCGGCUUCGGCCAGGGCACGGGCGGUGGCCUGAAGCGUUACAAUACCAGAAAGGUCAAGCUCGUCCAGGGCUCCGUCCUGAGCAUUGACUAUCCCGUGCCCAGCGCCAUCAAGAACGCGGUCCAGCCUCAGUACCGCGACGUCGAGGGCGGCAACGAAGAGUUCAUGAAGAUGCGCUAUACGGCUGCUACCUGUGACCCCAACGAGUUUACGCUCAAGAACGGCUACGAUUUGCGGCCCCGCAUGUAUAACCGACACACGGAGCUUCUUAUCGCCAUCACGUACUACAACGAGGACAAGGUCUUACUCUCGCGAACUCUCCACGGCGUCAUGCAAAAUAUUCGCGACAUUGUCAAUCUCAAGAAGUCAACCUUCUGGAAUAAAGGUGGCCCCGCCUGGCAGAAAAUUGUCGUGUGCUUGGUCUUUGACGGUAUCGAAAAGGCCGACAAAAAUGUUCUCGACGUCCUCGCCACCGUGGGAAUUUAUCAAGACGGUGUCAUCAAGAAGGAUGUUGACGGCAAAGAGACCGUGGCCCAUAUCUUCGAGUACACCAGCCAGCUGUCCGUGACACCCGGCCAGCAGCUCAUCCGCCCGACGGGCGACAGCCCGCAGAACCUGCCGCCCGUUCAAUUCAUCUUUUGCUUGAAGCAAAAGAACAGCAAGAAGAUCAACUCCCAUCGCUGGCUAUUCAACGCUUUUGGCCGCAUCCUGAACCCCGAAGUCACCAUCCUCAUCGACGCCGGCACCAAACCCAGCCCACGCUCUCUACUCGCGCUGUGGGAGGGCUUCUACAAUGACAAGGACCUGGGAGGCGCUUGCGGUGAGAUUCACGCCAUGUUGGGCAAGGGCGGCAAGAAGCUCUUCAACCCCCUCGUCGCAGUUCAAAAUUUUGAGUACAAGAUAUCCAACAUUCUCGACAAGCCCCUCGAGUCGUCGUUCGGCUACGUCAGUGUGUUGCCCGGUGCCUUCUCCGCCUAUCGAUUUAGAGCAAUCAUGGGCCGUCCGCUGGAGCAGUACUUCCACGGCGACCACACGCUGUCCAAGAUCCUAGGCAAGAAGGGCAUUGACGGCAUGAACAUCUUCAAAAAGAACAUGUUCUUGGCCGAGGACCGAAUCCUGUGUUUCGAGCUGGUCGCCAAGGCCGGUCAGAAGUGGCACUUGACCUACAUCAAGGCCGCCAAGGGUGAGACCGACGUGCCCGAAGGCGCUGCCGAGUUCAUCAGCCAGCGUCGUCGUUGGCUCAACGGUUCCUUUGCCGCCUCGUUGUACUCUUUGAUGCACUUUGGUCGUAUCUACAAGAGCGGUCACAACAUCAUCCGCAUGUUCUUCUUUCACAUCCAGCUCAUUUAUAACUUCCUCAACCUGAUCUUCUCCUGGUUCUCUCUGGCGUCUUACUACCUGACGACGACUGUCAUCAUGGACCUUGUUGGCACUCCGGUCGUCGCCUCGUCGAGCACGUCGGAGCACCACGCCUGGCCUUUUGGUGAUACGGCAACGCCAAUUAUCAACGCACUGCUCAAGUAUCUCUACUUGGCCUUUGUCAUUCUCCAGUUCAUCCUGGCCCUGGGUAACCGUCCGAAGGGCUCCAAGUUCACCUACAUCGCCUCUUUUAUGCUUUUUGGCUUGGUUCAGGGCUACAUUCUGGUGCUCUCUGGCUACCUCGUCGCGCGCGCCUUUGACACGCCCAUCGAGGACCAGAUCAAGCUCGAUUCGGGAGCGGACUUCGUCAAGAGUUUCUUCUCGGGAUCCGGUGCGGCUGGCGUCAUCCUGAUUGCUCUCAUCACCAUCUACGGAUUGUACUUCUUGGCGUCGUUUCUGUACCUGGACCCGUGGCACAUGUUCCACUCCUUCCCCUACUACCUCCUGCUCAUGUCGACGUACAUCAACAUUCUCAUGGUGUACGCCUUCAACAACUGGCACGACGUUUCGUGGGGCACAAAGGGAUCCGACAAAGCGGAAGCUCUGCCGUCCGCGAAUAUCACCAAGGGCGAAAAGAACGAGGUCGUCGUGGAGGAAAUCGAGAAGGAGCAGGAAGACAUCGACAGCCAGUUUGAGCAGACGGUGCGCCGCGCUCUCGCCCCCUUCAAAGAGGUGGAGGAAGUGGAAAAGAAGGACGUCGAGGACUCGUACAAGUCCUUCAGAACCGGCCUGGUCGUGUCCUGGCUCUUCUCCAACAUUCUUCUGGUCAUUGUCAUUACUAGCGACAACUUCAACUCGUUUGGCAUCGGCGUAAGUCUCCUUCGGAACCCAUCUCCCCCAAACACACACAAACACCGCGGCAUUACUGGAAUCCUGAAGGCGAUAGCUGACAUGUCUUGCAGAAAUCGGCGUCGGUCCGUACCGCCAACUUCUUCAAGUUUCUGCUGUACGCUACAGCAGUUCUGUCGCUGGUUCGGUUCAUUGGCUUCCUGUGGUUCUUGGGCAAGACUGGCAUCAUGUGCUGCUUCGCACGCAGAUAAGAGUCUACAUCGGAUCUGGUUUACCGCGACGUCGGGCACGUGGCUGUGUUUGGAAAACGGUGGCUUUACAGGCAAUACGGGUCAUCACUUGGGGUGUCGACUGUAGACAAAUUGGCUCAUCUGGGACCACGUCCCACUGUAACGAUUGUUCGGUUUUAAUGCAUGGCAAUACCUAUUCGAACUUCUUCCUUGCA